AUGGAGGUGGAGCGCAAGCCGCCACCUUUGCCGCAGGUUGAGCCGCCACCGAAGAUCUCGACCAAGUUUCAGCAGGAGGCAGAGGCUCUCCAGAACCAGCUGUCUUGGCACUUGGACGAGCACACGGUCACCUCGACAUGGGUGAAGAGCCUGAAGGGGGCUGGCGGCAUGCUGGGAGCUGCGCGCUUGGGCCAACUAAAGCGACCGCCAUCACAUUCUCCAGAACACGCGCCUCUGAAAAGCGUGCAAGAGUUUUGUCACUGGUUCUCCGUCCUGGGCUGUGUCCGGCGGAAGAAGGAUGAGCCGAUGAUUAGGGCCUUUGCAAAUAGCUCCCUCUUCAAGUCCCUCUGCACCUUGGCCAUCAUGGCCAACACCGUGUAUCUGGGUGUGGCUGCGGACUCGGCGGUGAGGACGAGCUACGACCGCCUCCUGGGUAAGGAGGUCUCUAGCCUGGACCGUACGCCGGAGAUCUGCUUUACGGUCUGGUUCUCGGCCGAACUCUUGGUGAACUGCUUGGGCUUCGGCUGGAGCUUCUGGACGGGGUCGCACCGACUCUUUAACCUCUUCGAUGUGGUCCUUGUGACCAACUCGAUAGUGGAGCUGACUCUGCAGGACAGCAUACAAAAUUGGUCCUUUCUGCGCAUCUUCAGAGUGUUCCGACUGGUGCGAGUAGUGCGGCUGGUGCGGACACUGCGCAGUCUGCGAAGCUUGCGGACCAUGCUUUUCUCGAUCAUUUCGUCCAUUGGUGCUCUGUUCUGGGCGUUUGUCAUGCUUCUGCUGACCAUGUUCAUGUUUAGCAUAAUCUUUGGCAAUGGUGUCUCAGUUUAUUUCGACCAUGUGGACGUGAACAACCUAGACAAGGUGGCCGAGGCCCAGAGGGUGUUUGCAUACUUUGGAGGAAUUUACGAGACGCUUGUUAGUCUCUUCUGCUCGGUGUCUGGGGGCAACGACUGGAUGACCUAUGGGGAGGUCCUUCGGCUUGGGCCUGGCGAAGUGUAUUUUACGCUUUUUGUGUUCUAUGUCUUCUUCACAUUGGUUGGACUCUUGAAUGUUGUCACCGGUGGCCCGGACAGUCCUUUAGAGAUUUAA
Molecule: messenger RNA, 1089 nt
Organism: Symbiodinium natans
Lineage: Eukaryota; Dinophyceae; Suessiales; Symbiodiniaceae
Source: the annotation of a GenBank genome assembly